Messenger RNA from Menidia menidia (Atlantic silverside), 1556 nucleotides. Lineage: Eukaryota; Metazoa; Chordata; Actinopteri; Atheriniformes; Atherinopsidae. The record is from the annotation of a GenBank genome assembly.
AUGACAGCCUCUCUGUUUGGGGAUAUCAGCGGGACCACAGAGGAGCUUUGUCAUCGCCGAAUGGAUAAAAGGGCCCACAGAGGAACCGUGGUGGCCGGAGAACAGAUACUAUUGUCCGGGCAGGCCGAGCCAAGACACGUCAGCCCCGAUGCCUACGAUGCUGGGGAUCUACGUCCUGCCGCCACCAUGUCCAGCAAACGCGCCAAGGGAAAGACCACCAAGAAGCGCCCCCAGAGGGCCACCUCCAAUGUCUUCGCUAUGUUCGACCAGUCUCAGAUCCAGGAAUUCAAAGAGGCGUUCAACAUGAUUGACCAGAACAGAGAUGGUUUCAUCGAUAAGGAGGAUCUGCACGACAUGCUGGCCUCUUUGGGAAAGAACCCCUCUGAUGAAUACCUUGAGGGAAUGAUGAGCGAAGCUCCAGGGCCCAUUAACUUCACAAUGUUCCUCACCAUGUUUGGAGAAAGGCUCAACGGGACAGACCCCGAGGAUGUCAUCCGCAAUGCCUUUGCCUGCUUUGAUGAGGAGGGCUCUGGCGUGAUCCAUGAAGACCACCUGAGAGAGCUGCUGACCACCAUGGGCGAUCGCUUUACGGACGAGGAGGUGGACGAGCUGUUCCGAGAGGCGCCCAUCGACAAGAAGGGAAACUUCAACUACGCAGAGUUCACCCGCAUCCUCAAACACGGCGCCAAAGACAAGGACGAUGAGUAGAUGGAGAAGACUUCUACUGCCCCCCCCCCCCGCUCACUCACGCCACCACAAAUCUGUCCUCAUGUCCUCUUUAAACCUUGUAGAUUAAAGAAAAAUAAAUAGGAAUUCAGUAUCAGUUAUUUUAUGCCAUAACAGGGAAAAAGUGUCUUACAGUUAUUACCAAGCAAUGUAUGUCAAUGGUAGCAUUUUGGGUACCAAAUAAUUACUUUGCUAUAUGCUGCAUCUCAAUUUAAAAGGGGAAAAAAGAUCCUUUGGAUUAAAAUACACAAGGAUUGGCAACUCAUAGCAAUAAUUCUGCUGCCGCUCACAGUUUAUAGGAAAGUAGUCGGGCUUUGGAGAUGCAUGAAGCAGCAGUUUGUGUCUGUAUGGGCUCUUGGGUCUCAGUACAGAGAAAAAGUUUACCUCAUCAUGCCAGUUAGCUGCCACACCUGCACGAGCACUGCACACGGGCCUGGUCUCUGUCCUGUUCCCUGUCCUGUGAUGGAAAAUGAGACAUGGAUGAUAUGGUGUUUAUUUGUUUCUGACAAUCAAAAGGGCCUUCCUCUGGGUGUACUGGCUAAUGGGACCGGUCGUCUUUACUGAUACCUGGUUCUAUCUGCUGGCAGUGUGUAUUUGUUGAGGGAUUAGGUAUGUCUUUGUCGUUGAAGGAUUUCAGCCUUGGGAAUGCUAAAGCAAAUGAAAACAGUGAAGUUAUGCAUCUGGAGUGUUUAGAUGACUGAAAUAUGUCCAAUUUCCAUCACGUUUUCAGUGCAUCUCGCGGCUUAUUUUUGUAUUUGCGUAGUUGAAGUGCAUCUACUUGGAAAAUUGUUCAAAAAUAAACUGAGCGUUACUUCACAAAAUGAACACAA